Canis lupus familiaris (dog) is the source of this 6658-nucleotide messenger RNA. RefSeq names its product OTU deubiquitinase 7B (gene OTUD7B). Gene Ontology annotation, biological process: protein K11-linked deubiquitination; protein K63-linked deubiquitination; protein K48-linked deubiquitination. The transcript has 12 exons. Gene Ontology annotation, molecular function: zinc ion binding; DNA binding; K63-linked polyubiquitin modification-dependent protein binding. The record is from RefSeq and is a predicted model, not a curated record. The coding region runs from base 406 to 2937 and encodes 843 amino acids. NCBI's taxonomy places the organism in Eukaryota, Metazoa, Chordata, Mammalia, Carnivora, Canidae. Gene Ontology annotation, cellular component: nucleus; cytoplasm.
GUCACCACCAACCCGCUCCGGCCGGAAACUGGCGCUAGUUUCCGGCCGGACGGCCGAAAGCCACCGAUCCCGAACCAGCCGCCGGAGUCGGAGUGGAGACGGGGUGUGGAGCAGGCAAAAAGCCACUGGGGGAGGCCAGUCCCGAUCAGUGCCUUCUGGCUCCAGCUUCUGAUCCCGUGCGGAGCAGCAGCCGCGGUCGCAGCCUCCGCCACCGCCUCCGCCUCCAUCGUCGUCGGGGGAGGGGCCAGCCGGACCCCGGGGUCACAGCAGAGGAAUGAGGAGAGGCGGCCGGGCCCCGCGCUCCGCCCCGGCCUAGGGCCUUGCCCCGGGAGCCGCGAGGGUAGAGGCCUGAAUUUUGAUCUAUGUCCACCCUACCUCAGCUGCCUGAAAGUACUUAAUGAUCACAUGACCCUGGACAUGGAUGCUGUCCUGUCAGAUUUUGUCCGUUCCACAGGUGCAGAGCCUGGGCUGGCCCGAGAUCUCCUGGAAGGAAAGAAUUGGGACGUGAGUGCUGCCCUCAGUGAUUUUGAACAGCUACGUCAAGUCCAUGCUGGGAACCUGCCCCCACCCUUUAGUGAAGGGAGUGGUGGCUCCAGGACCCCUGAAAAAGGGUUUUCAGAUCGAGAGUCUGCCCGUCCUCCCCGACCCACGCUGCAGCGGCAGGAUGAUGUCAUUCAAGAAAAACGCCUGUCUAGGGGCAUCUCCCACGCCAGCUCCAGCAUUGUUUCCCUGGCCCGGUCCCAUGUCUCCUCCAAUGGUGGGGGUGGGGGGAGCAGUGAGCACCCCCUGGAAAUGCCCAUCUGUGCCUUCCAGCUUCCAGAUCUCACUGUGUACAAUGAAGACUUCCGCAGCUUCAUAGAGAGAGACCUUAUUGAACAGUCCAUGCUGGUUGCCUUGGAACAGGCAGGGCGUUUGAACUGGUGGGUGAGUGUGGACCCUACCUGCCAGAGGCUGCUUCCUUUGGCAACUACUGGGGAUGGAAACUGCCUCCUGCAUGCAGCCUCUCUAGGCAUGUGGGGUUUCCAUGAUCGGGACUUGAUGCUACGGAAAGCUUUGUAUGCGCUGAUGGAGAAAGGAGCCGAGAAGGAAGCAUUAAAACGGCGCUGGAGGUGGCAACAAACACAGCAGAAUAAAGAGUCAGGGCUGGUUUACACAGAAGAUGAAUGGCAGAAGGAAUGGAAUGAGCUGAUCAAGCUUGCCUCGAGUGAACCCCGCAUGCAUCUAGGUACCAAUGGAGCCAACUGUGGUGGGGUGGAGAGUCCAGAGGAGCCUGUCUAUGAGAGCCUAGAAGAAUUCCAUGUGUUUGUCCUCGCCCAUGUGCUCAGGAGGCCCAUAGUCGUUGUGGCUGACACCAUGCUGAGGGACUCUGGUGGGGAAGCAUUUGCCCCUAUUCCCUUUGGGGGAAUCUAUCUGCCCUUGGAGGUCCCAGCCAGCCAGUGUCACCGCUCCCCUCUGGUGCUCGCCUAUGAUCAGGCCCACUUUUCUGCACUUGUGUCCAUGGAGCAGAAGGAGAAUGCCAAGGAACAAGCUGUGAUCCCACUUACAGAUUCAGAGCAUAAGCUGCUGCCCUUGCAUUUUGCUGUGGACCCUGGAAAGGGCUGGGAAUGGGGCAAAGAUGACAAUGACAACGUCCGAUUGGCCAGUGUAAUCCUGUCCCUAGAGGUCAAAUUGCAUCUGCUGCAUGGCUACAUGAAUGUGAAGUGGAUCCCAGUGUCCACUGAUGCACAGGCUCCCCUGGCACAACCUGAGUCCCCCACAGCCUCAGCUGGAGAUGAGCCCCGGUCCACUCCCGAGUCCGGGGAAUCAGACAAGGAGUCUGUUGGCAGCAGUUCCACGAGCAAUGAGGGCAGCAAGCGGAAAGAGAAGUCAAAGAGAGGUCGGGAGAAAGACAAGAAGAGAGCAGAUUCUGUGGCUAACAAACUGGGCAGCUUUGGCAAAACCUUGGGCAGCAAACUCAAGAAGAACAUGGGAGGCCUGAUGCAUAGCAAGGGCUCCAAGCCUGGAGCGGCAGGCGCGGGCUCAGGGUUAAGCAGUGGCACCGAGACCCUGGACAAGAAGAAAAAGAACUCGCUGAAGAGCUGGAAGGGUAGCAAGGAGGAGGCGGCUGGAGAUGGGCCUGUCUCCGAGAAGCCUGCAGCUGAGUCUGUUGGUAAUGGAGGGAGCAAGUAUAGCCAGGAAGUGAUGCAGAGCUUGAGCAUUAUGAGGAUUGCAAUGCAAGGGGAGGGGAAAUUUAUUUUUGUUGGAACCCUGAAGAUGGGUCACCGUCAUCAGUAUCAGGAGGAGAUGAUCCAGCGCUACCUUUCUGAUGCCGAGGAGAGAUUCCUGGCAGAGCAGAAGCAGAAGGAGGCAGAGAGGAAGAUCCUGAAUGGAGGGGUGGGGAGUGGGCCUCCUCCAGCCAAAAAGCCAGAGCCAGAUGGCGGGGAGGAGUUGCCGACUGCCCCUCUAGUGGAGUCCAAGGCUGUGGCAUUCUCUGCUGGCUACCCUGGGGGCUUUACUAUCCCUCGGCCUGCUGGGGCUGGAGUCCAUUGCCAGGAACCCCGGAGGCAGGUCGCAGGGGGUCCUUGUGGGGGGGGCCUGCCGCCAUAUGCCACUUUCCCCAGACAGUGCCCUCCAGGGCGACCCUACCCCCAUCAGGACUGCGUCCCUUCUCUGGAGCCAGGCAGUCACUCCAAGGAUGGUGUUCACAGGGGUGCAUUGUUACCACCCCCCUUCCGAGUGGCUGAUUCCUAUAGCAAUGGCUACAGAGAGCCCCCUGAGCCAGAUGGAUGGGCUGGAGGUCCGUGGGGGCUUCCUCCAACCCAGACCAAGUGCAAACAACCGAACUGCAGCUUCUAUGGACACCCUGAGACAAACAACUUCUGCUCCUGCUGUUACAGGGAAGAACUGAGGAGGAGGGAGCGUGAACCGGGUGGGGAGCUGCUGGUGCACAGGUUCUAGUGGGAGAACCUUGGAGGGCACGGGGGCUAAACAAAGAGAGUUAAGCUCAACUAAUUGGCUCAUCAAGACCCAGCCCCCAUGCACAUGGGGCAAAUGCAGUAAUGUUGGCAGGAGCCUGGCUAGAAACUUUUAAGUGUGUGUGCGCGCUAGCGAGCUGCCAGGCUGGCAAGAGCAGGUCCGGCCGAUGGUGCCUGGAGGGCUGCACUAGUCCUUUGUCCAUCUUGAUGGGACCCAGGAGGUCCAAGGGGGAAAGAUGGUGAUUCUGUCUCAUCACUGCUUGGGUACACCCAAGGACCUAAGGGAAAUGAGGGGAAGGUUUAGUGUGUGGGGGAGGGGAGGUGGGCAGAAGUGGGGGGUAGGAGCAGGCAAAGGAGGUUCUCAGUCAAUAAAAAAAAAAAAAUAGACCAAAGUUCCUGUAGGUUGGAAACAAAGCACAUGAUGGUGGAGUUGGGAAUGUGGAGGGAAACUGGGGAAUUAGAUUUGCUAUUGAUAUGAAUUAAGGUAGAAAUUAGGGUUGGAUAAAUUCUUCCUCCUCAAGAUCUGGAAAGACAAGGCAGUAAUGUGUUCUCAUGGGUGCUUGUUAGCUUAAAUCAGUUUGAGAUGGGAAAGGGAAGAACUUCAUAGGGGAAUCCUUUUCCUCUCAAGUUUGAUUUCUUUCUCAACAGCCAUCUGUCAUCUGUUCUAGUUCGAGAGGAAAUUGCUGAUUGCCCCCUAUCUUUUCCUCAUCCUUUUUGAGGGCUGAGCUCAGCUAAGGUUGUGAUUUUUUUUUUAACAACUUUAAUUUUAUUAAAAAAAAAAUUCCCUCAGGGGAAGGGAAGAGUAAUGAGAAGAAUAGCUAUGUGGCUGGAUCUUCUCCAGGUGAGUGGGUGGGUGCACAGGUGAUCUUUUGUAACUACUUAGCAAUAACCACACAUUGGGGUGUGAGUACACCCUGGGAGGGUGGGAGCAGGACAGACCUUUGGCCAGACUGUUGCAAACAAAACCAAAAACCUAAAUAGAGCACUACCAUCCUCUGCUGCUGUGUUUCUAUAGAAAAUAACUUAGUUUGACUAUUUUUUCUUUAAGGAAAAGAAACAAAAAGACCCCAGUGAGAAAAACAUAUUAAAAAAUGAUUUUUUUUUUUCCUAUUUAAGUGAUUCUUUCUCUCCUUCCUCUCUACUUUUGGAGAACAAACUUAACAUCCCGGCUUCUUUUGUUAAGCCAUAGCUGACCUUAAUCUGUGGUUAGUUUAUUAAAAUAACAAAAAAAUACUUUGUAAGUAGACAUAUUUUUGAUAAUAGGAUCAAUGUUGAAACAUGAGGGUAGGGGUUAGGGGCAAUUUAUAAAAAGGUAGUUAGAGAAAUAUAUUUUAGUGAACUGCAACCACAGAUCACAGAUUACUCCCAAUGAGCUGAUCUGUCUUUGGGCUUCCCCCUUUCCCUAACAACCUUUUUUCCCAGAGGGUGGUAAUGGGCCUACUAACACAGAAGGGGGAGCUCCUUUGCGUUUUGCACAAAGCACAAGUCUGGACAGCCUUUACUCUGACCAGCACCAUUUCUAAGAGCUUUAAACUGGAGGACUUAUCCUGGGCCAGUUUCCCUUUUGCUUUCUUUCUUUCUUUUUUUUUUUCUGGGGAAAAAAAAAAUCAACUAUGCAAUUAUAUACACUCCUGGGUACAUAUGAAGAAGGGGAAUAAGUGUACUUAAGUGUCCAGAGUGUUAAUUGGGGCUGUUUUUCUGUGUGGAUUUCUCUUUUGAGGUAUGUACUCCUAACCUAUCUCAUGGAAUGUAAUCCCCACAUUUGCUCUAAACCGAACGUGGGUUGUGUGUGUGUGUGUGUGUGUGUGUGUGUGUUGGGGACCUGUAAUUGCUGUGUGUGUGUGUGUGUGUGUGUGUGUGUGUGUGUGUGUGUGUGUUGGGGACCUGUAAUUGCCAUAUGUUGCUUCUGCCCAGUCAGGAAAUUCAUCAUCCCACGUUCCCCCUGGUAACAAAUCCUGUCAAGACCAUCCUCUUCAUUGGAACUGCUUACAGUUUAGAAAGGUUCCUCUCUCUUCAGCAGACUUGAAAGUCACUCAUUUUUCAAAUCUGAUAGUCUACUGAUUUAAUCAUUUCCUAUGGCUAUUAAUUCUUAGGCUUUUAUCUGAAAAUAGAGUGGUUUUAAGGAAGCACUGAGGUCAAAGGAGACAGAUUCCAAAGGAGGGGAUGUACAUAUUUCUGGGCAGGCCUGGGACUAGUACAAGGUGCACUCCCCUUUUGUACAGAACUUUAAGGGGUACCGAAAAACUCAGUAGUUAAGAUAAAUACCAUUUUAAUGCAAUAUUUAAAAUACAAUGCAAAAAAAAUCCAUGAUGAAUAGAAUAUCAAAAUCUUAAAGAUAGGAUCCAACAGGACUGAGACUAAGGGCAAGGGAAAUAAGGCUGAUUGAGCAAGCACGGGGCUGAAUCCUAUCUUUACAAUUUUGAUACUUAGUUCAUUGUAGAUUCUUUACAUUGGUUUUGAUUUUCAAAAAAUUCUGCAUUAAAAUAGUAUGUUGGUUAUUGAGUUUGGGAGCACCCCUUAAAUUUUGUGCCCGAAGUGAGUGCCUUGCUCACCUCACGCUGUCUCUGGGGAUAGAACAACACCGGGUGAAACCAUCACCUCUUGAGCCUCUGUCCCCAAAGUGCACCCAAACUGCAGGUGGCUCCAGCUCACACCUGGGACAGCUCACCUAGCUUUCCCAUAGGUGCUGAUCUCCAGCAUAGGAUUCUGGCCUGGACCAAUAGGAAUGAAAACAGACCAGGGGUUUUCCCAGAGAAUAAAACCAGGAAAGUUUUAAUUCUCCGCUGGACUGCUGUAUUUGGAUUUGAUUUGUUAUUAGAUUCUAGUUAAUGCUUUUGUUUUUAAAAACAGGACAAAUGAACAAAAACAAACCUUGUGUCAUGUUUGUUUUUAUUUUGACUUAUAAACUAACCAGUCUCAAUUUAUUUGACCUCUUUUCAAAUAAAAAAGGUAGAAAUUUGGGGGGGGUUGUCUAGGGGUGAGUAUGAUAAAAUAGGACUUUAUUUAGGCCCUAUAGCUUUUUAUUCAGAAACAAAAUUAUUUUUGUUUAAUUUGGGAAGGUAACUAUUUAUUGAGGCAUUCAAAAAAAAAAUCCUCCAUUCUAAGGAUAAGGGGCCCCAAGUCAAUGAAUGUUUUUCUGUAGGGAUGAGUAAAGACUGUUUUGCUUUAUUCUUUGAGGGGGUUGUGUGGGCUGGAGGGUGAAGGAAUAAUGCCUGGGAAAUGAAAACAGACUGGUUGGUUUGUGGUAUUUUAGGAAGAUAAGGGGGUGGAAAAGGCAAGCCCAUGCAAUUACUGUGCUGGGGAGGUGGGUGUGGAGGGGUAUAUGAUGUGCACCCAAAAUUCUGUGGUUAAGGAGGGGUAUGUGGUUGGAGGGGAGGCGGAUCCUGUAAUCCUGGCCGAGGGAAGGUAUCUCUCAGGCUUAUACAAGUGCACUUAGUUCCUUUAAUCCAGGGCAUUGGGGUACCUACAGGGGAUUUUAUUGAAGAGGGGAAAUAGUUGGGGUUCUUAUUUUCCCCUUUUAAGACAGUGCUACCCCUCCAUCCUAAUAUUCUUCACACCAGCCCUGAUGAAGCAAGUAUACUAUAGAAUAGAUCUCCAAAUUCCUGCCUUGAUCUCUACUCAUUUUAUUAGGAGUUACAAGAUUUAAUCAAAAGUUUUUCCCUCAUACUGGAUUCUAUCAACAAAAUAAAAGGAUUGUAUCAAAA